Molecule: messenger RNA, 1967 nt
Organism: Cydia amplana
Lineage: Eukaryota; Metazoa; Arthropoda; Insecta; Lepidoptera; Tortricidae
Gene: car
Product: vacuolar protein sorting-associated protein 33A
Exons: 11
Coding region: 131-1963 (610 amino acids)
Biological process (GO): vesicle-mediated transport; intracellular protein transport
Cellular component (GO): lysosome; CORVET complex
Source: RefSeq, a predicted model, not a curated record
UUAAUAACAUGAUAAAUUGAUAAUAUAUGAAAGUAAACACUUACUGCAACAGUUAGCAAGACAGUCAACAGUUGAGGGUUGACGUGGUUUAAUAAAAUCGUUACAAUAUUUCCUUGUUUUUAUAAGCAACAUGAAGGAUAUUAAAAUGAGUUCCCAUCUAUCGGGGGGCAGAUUAAACGUGGCUUUAGUCCAAGAGACGAUGAGAAAGGAUUUUUUAAACCUUCUUCAGAUGUGUGAGGGUCCCAAAAUAACUAUUUGGGAUGAGUGGCUAGCGGGUCCUGUAGGUCUCGUAGCACAGUAUUCCUUGCUCAAGGAACAUGAAGUAGCUGACAUGUUUUUGUUGAAGCCGGGAAGCCUGCCCACUAUUUCUGUGAAACACAUAGUUUUCAUUGCUAGAGCUAAGCUAGCAUUGAUGGACUUGGUCGCUGAUUAUAUUAAUUCACUUAGAUCCAAGCAAACCUACCCAGUAGAGUUCCACCUGUUCUUUGUGCCGCGUAGAAGCGAGCUGUGCGAGAAGCACCUUGCGAACCGAGGAGUCCUGGCCAGCCUCACCAUACAGGAGUUCAAGUGCGACAUCUUCCCUUUCGACAGUGAUGUCAUGUCUUUGGAGCUGCAGAAUGAUUUCAGGGAGAACUAUUUGGAAGGUGAUCCAACCUGCGCGUACCAGUCCGCACUCGCGUUACGCACGAUACAACAUCUGUACGGCAUCAUACCGCGCGUGUUUGGAAAAGGAGUCGCUGCUAAACAAGUAUGGGACCUGCUAUGUCGGUUGAACAAGGAAGAGCAAGGCUCCUCAAAGGGAGCCUCCACGUCUUGUAUAGACCAGCUGCUGUUGCUCGACCGCGCUGUGGACUUCACUAGCGUCAUGACCACGCAGCUUACAUACGAGGGACUCAUAGAUGAGUUAUUUGGGAUCAAAGGCUCAACGGCGACAUUCCCCGCGCACAAGUUCAUGAGUUCCGAAGAGGCGAGCACCACCGAAAUUAAGGCGGGGGAGAAGAAACGCAUCAUUCUCAAUUCGGGAGAGGAACUGUUUGCUGAGCUACGGGACUGUAACUUUAUUGCGGUCGGCGCAGCGAUAUCGAAGAAAGCGCGCAUAAUUAAGAACGAGCUAGACGAACGGCACCGCCACCACGAAAAGUCAGUUCAGGAGAUCAAGCAUUUCGUCAACCGCCUGCCUCAGAUGCUGGCCACCAAGCAAUCGGUGUUCACACACACGGCCAUCGCUGAGUGUAUCAAGGAGACGACAGACUCAUUCGAGUUUCAAGACACGAUACGAUGUGAGGAAGACUUCCUGAACUGCAUUGAGAACGAGAAAGCGUGUCCCUACAUUGAAGAUCUCAUCGCUCAGAAAGCACCUCUCACUAAGGUCCUUCGACUGAUAUGCCUGCAAUGUGUGACCGGCUCCGGUCUGAAGCCAAAAGUACUGGAAUACUAUAAAAGAGAGCUAGUCCAAGUAUACGGGCUCAUGGCGUGGCUCACUCUCUGCAACCUGGAGAGGUGUGGGCUACUGAAGGCACAGUCGGGGGCGAGGCAGUACGCAGUGUUGAGGAAGACGCUACACUUAACCAUGGACGAGUCAGAGCUUGACAGCAAGGACAAGAGCUAUCUGUCAAGCAAAUAUACACCUUUGACCGUACGGCUUAGCGAGCAUAUUGCCAAGAACAAAGGAUGGACUGGAAUCCAGGACAUGCUAGGCCUACUCCCAGGCGCCACAAUAGAUGAGCUCCAAACCCUACAACCACGAAGUGCGCGCCGCAACUCCUCGUCGAGCGAAACUUCAUCGUCCCUUGAGAGUCCCCGAGUGGUCCUGGUCUUCUUCAUUGGGGGGUGCACGUACCAUGAGAUCUCGGCGCUCAGGACUAUUAGUCAGAUGGAGGACUCUAAUGUUGAGUUUGUGGUGUUGACUACUAAGCUGAUCAAUGGUACCACUUUUAUAGAGUCGCUUAUGGAAGUGGAGUAACUUU